AGGCGGAGACAGAGAGGCUGUAUUUCAGUGCAGCCUGCCAGACCUCUUCUGGAGGAAGACUGGACAAAGGGUGUCCCACGUUCCUUCCAUAGAGUUGAGCCUCUACCUGCCUGGUGCUGGUCACAGUUCAGCUUCUUCAUGAUGGUGGGUCCCAAUGCCAAUGAAUCCAGUGCCACAUACUUCAUCCUAAUAGGCCUCCCUGGUUUGGAAGAGGCUCAGUUCUGGUUGGCCUUCCCAUUGUGCUCCCUCUACCUUAUUGCUGUGCUAGGUAACUUGACAAUCAUCUACGUUGUGCGGGCCGAGCACAGCCUGCAUGAGCCCAUGUAUAUAUUUCUUUGCAUGCUUUCAGGCAUUGACAUCCUCAUCUCCACCUCAUCCAUGCCCAAAAUGCUGGCCAUCUUCUGGUUCAAUUCCACUACCAUCCAGUUUGAUGCUUGUCUGCUACAGAUGUUUGCCAUUCACUCCUUGUCUGGCAUGGAAUCCACAGUGCUGCUGGCCAUGGCCUUUGACCGCUAUGUGGCCAUCUGUCACCCACUGCGCCAUGCCACAGUACUUACAUUGCCUCGUGUCACCAAAAUUGGUGUGGCUGCUGUGGUGCGGGGGGCUGCACUGAUGGCACCCCUUCCUGUCUUCAUCAAGCAGCUGCCCUUCUGCCACUCCAAUAUCCUUUCCCAUUCCUACUGCCUACACCAAGAUGUCAUGAAGCUGGCCUGUGAUGAUAUCCGGGUCAAUGUCAUUUAUGGCCUUAUUGUCAUCAUCUCUGCCAUUGGCCUGGACUCACUUCUCAUCUCCUUCUCAUAUCUGCUUAUCCUUAAGACUGUGUUGGGCUUGACACGUGAAGCUCAGGCCAAGGCGUUUGGCACUUGUGUCUCUCACGUGUGUGCUGUGUUCAUAUUCUAUGUACCUUUCAUUGGAUUGUCUAUGGUGCAUCGCUUUAGCAAGCGGCGUGACUCUCUCCUGCCAGUCAUCUUGGCCAAUAUCUAUCUGCUGGUUCCUCCUGUGCUCAACCCAAUUGUCUACGGAGUGAAGACAAAGGAGAUUCGACAGCGCAUCCUUCGACUUUUUCAUGUGGCCACACAUACUUCAGAGCCCUAGGUGUCAAACUUCUUUUCCAUUUGAAGUCCUCUGAUUCAGAUUUUAAUGUCAACAUUUUGGAAGACAGUAUUCAGAAAAAAAAAUUUCCUUAAUAAAAAUAUAACUCAGAUCCUUUCCAUUUUACCAUGCAGUCCAAAUCUAAACUGCUUCUACUGAUGGUUUACAGCAUUCUGAGGUAAGAAUGGUACAUCUAGAGAACAUUUGCCAAGGUCUAAGCAUGGCAAAAGGAAAAUAAACACAAGAAUGUAAUAAAAUGAGAUAAUCUAGCUUGAAACUGUAACUUCCUCUUCAGAACUCCCAACCGCACUGGAUCUCAGAAAAAGACUGUCUUCAAAAUGACUUCUAUAGAGAAGAAAUAAUUUUUCCUCUGGACACUAACACUUAAGGGGAAGAUUGGAAGUAAAGCCUUGAGAAGAGUACAUUUACCUACAUUAAUGAAAGUUGACACACUCUGUUCUGAGAGUUUUCACAGCAUAUGGACACUGUUUUUCCUAUUUAAUUUUCUUAUCAACCUUUUAAUUAGGCAAAGCUAUUAUUAGUACCCUCAUUGUAGCCAUGGGAAAAUUGAUGUUCAGUGGGGAUCAGUGAAUUAAAUUGGGCCAUACAGGUAUAAAAAUUAAAAAAAAAAAAAGACUUCAUGCCCAAUCUCAUAUUAUGUGGAAGAACUGUUAGAGAGACCAAUAGGAUAGGGGGUUGGAGAUAUCUUACAGAGUCUUACAUUUUCUAGAGGAGGUAUUUAAUUUCUUCUCACUCAUCCAGUGUUGUAUUUAGGAAUUUCCUGGUAACAGAACUCAUGGCUUUAAUCCCACUAGCUACUGCUUAUUGUCCUGGUCCAAUUGCCACUUUACCUGUGUCUUGGAAGGAGAAGUAAUUUCUAGGUUCACUAUUAUGGAAGAUUCUUAUUCAGAAAGUCUGCCAUAGGGCUUAUAGCAAGCUAUUUAUUUUUAAAAGUUCCAUAGGUGAUUCUGAUAGGCAGUGAGGUUAGGGAGCCACCAGUUACAAUGGAAACUAUGGAAUGGCAGGUGUUGAAGAUAACACUGGCCUUUUGAGUGUGACUAGUAGCCAGAAAGUGAGGGAAUCUUCAGGACUAUGCUUUAUUUGGGGCUUUGUGUAGUAUGGAACAGGGACUUUGAGACCAGGAAAGCAAUCCGAUUUAGGCAUGGGAAUCAGGCAUUUUUGCUUCUGAGGGGCAAUAGGUUUCAUCUUCAACAGGAUAUGACAACAGUCUUAACCAAGAAACUCAAAUAACCAAUACUAAAACAUGUGAUCAUAUAUGUGGUAAGAGUCAUUUUCUUUUUCAAGCCUCAGGUUCCCUGAUAUGGAUUCCUAUAACACGCUGUCAUCCCCUUUUGUAAUGGAUACCAUGUUUGGAAAUUCCUAUUUAAUACUUGUAUUUGCUGAUGGACUGUAAGCCCAUGAGGGCACUGUUUAUUAUUGAAUAUCAUCUCUGUUCAUCAUUGACUGCUCUUUGGUCAUCAUUGAAUCCCCCAGCAGAGUACCUAGAACAUAAUAGUGCUUAUACUCAGUACUGGUUACUUUUCACCAAACCUGAUUCCUUCCAUCCUGAACACAUAGCCAGGCAAUUUUCCAGCCUUCUUUGAGUUGGGUAUUAUUAAAUUCUAGCCAUUACUUCCAAUGUGAAUGGAAGAAACAUGUGCCACUUCUAUACCUGGAUCAUAAAACCCUCCCAUGUGCAGCCUUUCAUGUUGACAUUAAAUGUGACUUGGGAAGCUAUGUGUUACACAGAGUAAAUCACCAGAAGCCUGGAUUCCUGAAAAAACUGUGCAGAGCCAAACCUGUCAUUUGCAACUCCCACUUGUAUUUGUUCCAGGCAGUCGGAUAAGUGAAAAAUAAAGUAUUAGUGUGUCAAGUCUCUGAAAA
Molecule: messenger RNA, 2976 nt
Organism: Rhinopithecus roxellana (golden snub-nosed monkey)
Lineage: Eukaryota; Metazoa; Chordata; Mammalia; Primates; Cercopithecidae
Product: olfactory receptor 51E1
Exons: 2
Coding region: 139-1095 (318 amino acids)
Biological process (GO): G protein-coupled receptor signaling pathway
Cellular component (GO): membrane
Molecular function (GO): olfactory receptor activity; G protein-coupled receptor activity
Source: RefSeq, a predicted model, not a curated record